AAACUUAGCAAGACAUAAAAAGAAAGGAUCCGGCGUAAAAAUGAAAAACAUAUUAUAAGUAUUAAGAAACUGAAUUGCACGAGUCAUGUUUGUUGACUUUUAAACGAAUGCCUUUCUCAAACAAUAAAGUAGUUCCCGCCAAAAGUUGAAUCUUACUGCACUCUCGCAACCACUCUCCAGUAGCUGUCUGGUUGUGCAUAUGAACAGAGGGAGCCGAGAGGUUGAGCGGAGGAUUCUGCGCCUUCUCCACGGUCACAAAUCUCGAACCCAACUCACUCAAAUCCAUGCCCAUAUCCUUCGCCACCACCUUCACCACUCUAACCAGCUCCUCUCCCACUUCAUUUCCAUCUGCGGCUCCCUUAACAAAAUGCUUUACGCGUCCCUCGUCUUCCAGCAUUUUCACAACCCCAACAUCUUCCUCUUCAACUCCAUGAUCAAAGGCUACUCCUUAUGUGGCCCGUAUCAAAAUUCUAUCGCCUUAUUUUCCACCAUGAAACGACGUGGCAUCUGGCCUGAUGAGUUCACUUUCGCCCCUUUACUUAAAGCUUGUUCUAAUCUUGAGGAUCUGAAAUUGGGUCGGGCUAUACAAAAGAAUGUGGUUGCACUUGGGUUUGAGAGAUUUGGGUCGAUAAGGAUUGGGAUUAUUGAACUGUACUGUGGUUGUGGGAUGAUGAUGGAUGCUGAGCAGGUGUUUGAUGAUAUGUCUCAUAGAGAUGUGAUUGUUUGGAAUUUGAUGAUUAGGGGUUAUUUUAAAAGUGGAAAUGUGGAUAUGGGGUUUGGUCUGUUUAGUCAAAUGGGUGAGAGGACAGUGGUUUCUUGGAAUUUGAUGAUUUCGUCGUUAGCUCAAAAUGGGAGGGAGAAGGAGGCACUGACACUUUUCGCUGAGAUGAGGAAUAGUGAGUUUGAGCCUGAUGAAGCUACGGUUGUUGCGAUGUUACCCGUCUGUGCUCAUUUAGGAGAAGUUGAUUUGGGAAGGUGGAUUCACUCUUAUGUUAAGUCUAAGGGUCUCUAUCCUGAUCUUGUAUCCGUUGGCAAUGCAUUGGUUGAUUUCUUUGGAAAAUCUGGUGAUUUGGAAGCUGCUUUUACAAUAUUCAAGGACAUGCCUCGGAAAAAUGUAGUUUCUUGGAACGCCAUGGUAUCAAAUUGUGCUUUUAAUGGGAAGGGUGAAUUGGGAGUUAAAUUGUUUGAUGAGAUGUUAGAUGAAGGUGUGAGACCUAAUGAUUCAACUUUUGUGGGCGUUUUAGCAUGUUGUGCCCAUGCAGGUUUGGUCCAAAGAGGUGGAGAUUUGUUUGAUUCUAUGAUUGGAAAUCAUGGUAUAGAGCCAACGCUUGAGCAUUACGGAUGCAUGGUUGAUCUUCUAGGCCGUGGGGGUUGUCUAAAAGAGGCUCAUAAACUGGUGAAAACCAUGCCAAUGGAACCAAAUGCUGCUAUAUGGGGUGCAUUGGUUAGUGCUUGUCGCACUCAUGGUGAAAUGGAGCUGGCCGAAUGUGCACUUAAGGAGCUUAUAAGUCUUGAACCUUGGAAUUCAGGUAACUAUGUAUUGUUAUCCAAUAUUUAUGCUGAUAGAGGAAAAUGGGAAGAAGUUGAGAAGGUGAGAGUGUUGAUGAGGGGAAAUAGCAUUAAGAAAGCACCAGGACAGAGCACGGUUGUUUGAUUAUUUGUUGCACUUCCUCAGGACAUAGCUGCACCGUAGACUAUCGGGUGUUGGCUUCUUGCAUCAAAAUAGGAUCCCUUCUUGAAGGGAUUUUGACCUCUUUGACAGUCGUUGGACUUUGAGUGAUUUGAACUGAAAACAGCUUAGCUUUGGAUUGUCAAAUUAAAUGAUAUGCAAGCUAAAGAGCUAGCUCUGAUUUUGAGAAAUAAUGUCUAUAGGCACUGUCUGCUGACAGCUCAGCUCUUGGAUCGGAUGAUGCAAGUCUAACGUAAAAAAGAACUCCCCUUCCACCCCCUUUGCUAUUAUACUUCGACUAGAGGCCUCCUUCCCUUGUCCUUUUAUUCAAUUCGCCUCCAUUAAAACAAAAUAGUCAAAUUUGGCGACUAGUAUAUUAGUGUUCACCCUCUCAUGUAUGGCCUUAGCUCCGAGAUUGGAAUUUGGUUGAGCCAUUUUCCUGCCUUUUAUUACCUUUGGAUUUUAACUGUUUUGUCUCUCCUUUUUUUUCUUUCUUGGGAAA
This is a messenger RNA of Nicotiana tabacum (common tobacco), 2171 nucleotides long. RefSeq names its product pentatricopeptide repeat-containing protein At1g09190-like. Gene Ontology annotation, molecular function: RNA binding; protein binding. The record is from RefSeq and is a predicted model, not a curated record. Gene Ontology annotation, biological process: RNA modification. Lineage: Eukaryota; Viridiplantae; Streptophyta; Magnoliopsida; Solanales; Solanaceae.